UGACUACUUUGCCGCCGCCACUGCUGUCGCCGUCGCCUCCACCACUUCUCCAAGCAAAAGUCACUGUUGCCGCUGUUGUUGCUGCCGCCGCCUCUGCUAAAACCGCCGCCGCCGCCGCCGCCGCCGCCGCCGCCGCCUCCACUGAAACCGCCGCCUUCCCUGAAACCGCUGCCGCCACCAUGGCCCAGUACAAGGGCGCUGCAAGCGAGGCGGGACGCGCCAUGCACCUCAUGAAGAAGAGGGAGAAGCAGCGUGAGCAAAUGGAGCAGAUGAAGCAGAGGAUUGCAGAGGAGAACAUAAUGAAAUCUAACAUUGACAAGAAGUUCUCUGCACACUAUGAUGCUGUGGAAGCAGAGCUCAAGUCCAGUACUGUAGGUCUUGUGACCCUGAAUGACAUGAAGGCCAAACAGGAGGCACUGGUGAAGGAGCGAGAGAAACAGCUGGCAAAAAAGGAGCAGUCAAAGGAGCUUCAGCUGAAACUAGAGAAGCUUCGAGAGAAGGAGCGCAAGAAGGAGGCCAAGCGGAAGAUCUCUAGCCUGUCCUUCACCUUGGAGGAAGAAGAGGAGGGAGUUGAAGAGGAGGAAGAGAUGGCUAUGUAUGAGGAGGAACUGGAGAGGGAAGAGAUCACCACAAAGAAAAAGAAAUUGGGGAAGAACCCUGAUGUGGACACAAGCUUCUUGCCUGACCGGGACCGGGAGGAGGAGGAGAAUCGGCUUCGGGAAGAGCUGCGCCAGGAGUGGGAAGCCAAGCAGGAAAAAAUCAAGAGUGAAGAGAUUGAAAUCACCUUUAGUUACUGGGAUGGCUCUGGGCACCGGCGCACAGUUAAGAUGAAGAAAGGCAACACCAUGCAGCAGUUCCUACAGAAAGCACUAGAGAUCUUGCGGAAAGACUUCAGUGAACUCAGGUCAGCAGGGGUGGAACAGCUCAUGUACAUCAAGGAGGAUCUAAUCAUCCCCCAUCAUCACAGCUUCUAUGACUUCAUCGUUACCAAGGCACGAGGAAAAAGUGGGCCACUCUUCAACUUCGAUGUUCAUGAUGAUGUACGACUGCUCAGUGAUGCCACUGUGGAGAAGGAUGAGUCACAUGCAGGCAAAGUGGUGCUAAGGAGCUGGUAUGAGAAGAACAAGCACAUUUUUCCUGCCAGUCGCUGGGAGCCCUAUGACCCAGAGAAAAAAUGGGACAAGUACACGAUCCGGUGAGCAUCCAAAAGUGGGCAUGACCUUGGCUCUCUCCAGCGUGCCUCCAGGGCUCCAGCUGACCAUGCCAGAGCACUCUGUGAGGAUGGUAGUUGCUAUUCCCUGACCUGAUGUUAUCAUUACUGGUUUUUCCCUUCUACAAUAAAAAGGCCACAUGUUGGAGCUGGAGUGCCAGCA
This is a messenger RNA of Mus pahari (shrew mouse), 1373 nucleotides long. RefSeq names its product family with sequence similarity 50 member A (gene Fam50a). Gene Ontology annotation, biological process: chromatin organization. The coding region runs from base 180 to 1199 and encodes 339 amino acids. Lineage: Eukaryota; Metazoa; Chordata; Mammalia; Rodentia; Muridae. The transcript is spliced from 13 exons. The record is from RefSeq and is a predicted model, not a curated record. Gene Ontology annotation, cellular component: nucleus.